Galeopterus variegatus (Sunda flying lemur) is the source of this 505-nucleotide messenger RNA. Its product is annotated as WD repeat-containing protein 63-like. Gene Ontology annotation, cellular component: inner dynein arm. The annotation marks the transcript as partial. The record is from RefSeq and is a predicted model, not a curated record. The transcript is spliced from 5 exons. NCBI's taxonomy places the organism in Eukaryota, Metazoa, Chordata, Mammalia, Dermoptera, Cynocephalidae. Gene Ontology annotation, biological process: inner dynein arm assembly; cilium movement involved in cell motility. Gene Ontology annotation, molecular function: dynein light chain binding; dynein heavy chain binding.
GGCUGAUUGCAGUGUCGGUGGCUGUGCGACUCUCCUUUGAAGACAGAGUACAGUUUUCUGGUAAAUUAUUGCUGCAGCCAUCGCUGAUUCUUUUCUGGAGUUUCUCCGAUCCCAUACAUCCUCAGUUAAUGCUGGAGAGCCCAGAUGACAUCUUUUGCUUCAAGUUCUGUCCGAGUGACCCUAAUAUCAUUGCUGGAGGCUGUAUCAAUGGGCAGAUUGUCAUGUGGGAUAUCACUGCACAUGCAGAUCGCAUAGAAAACAUUAAGUCGGGUGGUAGUAGAAGUAAAAAAGCCACACUCAAGCCUAUGUUUCUCCUUGAUCCAGAGAGUAAUAAAGAAGCGAUGUAUAUCAGACAUUGUGCAGUCUCUUCAAUAGAAAGUGGACAUAAGAAAGUAAUUACGGAUAUACACUGGCUGUCUGACACAUUUGAGAUUAACAGAAUGGGCUCGGUGUUUGAGAAUCGAAGUGGAAUAUGCUGUCAACUUGUUACAUGUUCAGCCGAUUG